Messenger RNA from Paecilomyces variotii, 1185 nucleotides. Its product is annotated as protein kinase. Lineage: Eukaryota; Fungi; Ascomycota; Eurotiomycetes; Eurotiales; Thermoascaceae. Gene Ontology annotation, cellular component: nucleus; cytoplasm. The record is from RefSeq and is a predicted model, not a curated record. Gene Ontology annotation, biological process: protein phosphorylation. The transcript has 5 exons. The coding region runs from base 1 to 1185 and encodes 394 amino acids. Gene Ontology annotation, molecular function: ATP binding; cyclin-dependent protein serine/threonine kinase activity; transcription coregulator activity.
AUGGCCACACAGAGUGACUGGAAAGCCACACUUGGCUUCACGGACAGACUAAUUGCAAUACAAUCCAUCACAACUGCCUAUCGACGAGCUUCGCCAUCAGCUUCCUUCGCAGAAGCCCAGUCGCAAGCAAAGAGAUAUGAGAACGAAGCUUAUGAGAAGGCCACCUCAAAGGAGGAGUAUGACGAGUUAUGCCAAAAAGUGAUCGACGAAGCUGAAGCGACAGACUCGGUGGCUGCGGUGAUAAGCAGUCCUAAGUUACCUGAGAAACGGGAUGAGGAGGAAACAUCCGAGAAAGGUAUAGAUAUUGGCCAGUUUAAGAACUGCAUCCAUCAUGAAGAUGGGCUACAGUCGACGAUCUAUAAGUCGAAAACCGAGGAUGGACGUCUGGUUGCUUUGAAAGUGACUACACCCCAUCUGAUGACUGCACCUCACGAUUCAAAACGCGAGAUCAGGAUUUUGCGUGAGGCUGCCGGGGACCAUGUCAUCCCGCUGCUGGAGUCAUUUACUCUGGGAGGCAGGCUCAUUCUAGUGUUCCCAUUUAUGAGACAUGUAUUUCAGGACUUGCUACACGGUGAUAUUCUGACGGUCGCCCAGAUCAAAUCGCAUCUGCGUGAUCUGUUCCAUGCCUUGGCGCAUGUCCACUCGCAGGGAAUUAUCCAUAGAGAUGUGAAGCCGUCAAACAUCCUAUUAGCAUCACCAGCGGGGCCUGCCUAUCUGGCUGACUUCGGGAUUGCCUGGAAAGAAGGAGAUCCUGACUCUGAACCACCAGAUCAGAAGAUUAUAGAUGUGGGAACAACAUGUUACCGGCCGCCAGAGAUCUUAUUUGGCUCCAAGACAUAUGACACUUCUUUCGAUCUUUGGUCUGCUGGUUGUGUGGUUGCCGAAGCCAUCGAUGUGAAUCACAAACAGCUCUUCGAUUCUGGGCCUAUUGGAAGUGAGCUGUCGCUCAUUUCGUCUAUCUUCCAGACCCUGGGAACUCCUAAUGAAAAGACCUGGCCGGAGUGCAUAAGACUUCCCGACUGGGGGAAAAUGGAAUUCUAUGAGUAUCCCCCUAAAACGUGGGAGGAAAUCUUGAAAGGAGCUUCGUCCAAGGGCCGCGACCUAGUGAGCAAGCUGGUUUGCUACGAGACCGGGCAGAGAAUCUCAGCUACAGAGGCUCUUCAUCAUCCGUUUCUGACGACGUGA